UUGUAUGUAAAGUAAUUUGCAAAAUUUAAAGUACUAUUUAAAUGCUAAAUAUCUCCGGAGUGUGUAACAUAGAAGGAUAUAUUCUGCUGAGAAAUAGUCUGAUAGUUAGACUAUCAUUUCCCUUGCUCUGUAUGCCAUUCCUUCUUGAAUGCAAUCCAAGAUUUAUUCUUUUGUUGUUGUUGGUGGUGGUGGUGGUGUGUGUAUUGGAGGAGAGUUUGGUUUUUUUAUUUUUUAACCUGUCAUAUUGCCCUAUUGAUUUGCCCCUGUGCUGGCAGCCUCCAGGUUCCCUCCACUUUAAUCUUUUCCACACCCAUUACCUGGCUAUCAGAACUUUAUAUAUUUAUGCCUUGCUGUAUGUAAAAGUUUCUAAGAUGCUGUUUAGAAGUAAAAAACAUUUUAAAUGUUUUAGAGUUCAGUCUUUAAAACAACAAUGCAGUGAAUGGUUUUGUAAUGUAAUCACAUUUGUGAACUCUUCCCUUAAUGUUUCUGUGAAGUAAAGUUUACGGUUAUGAGGCUAGGUCACUAGUAAUAAUAGAAAUAGUGGCAUGUAUUAGUAUGUUAAGCAUCAUUGAUCCCUUCAGUUUUAUCCACAGAUCUAUCAGUUCCUUUCACAGAUUAGAAGCUUUUGUCUGUUUAUGGAUUUGACGGAGGACAGAGAGGUUAAGUAACACCAGGAACUGCUCACUCACACAACUAGUGUUAGAGGCAAGUUUUGAAUUGAAGGCUGAUAUUCCUGUCUUCAAGUGCAGCACUCUGUAUCAUCACACCAUUGCCUCUCCCAGGUUAUUUUCAUGUUUAUAGAGCACUUGCUAUAUUAAACUACAAUUUCCUCAUAGCAGCUCUGUAAAUUAAAUAGUACAAGUUGUGUUAUCCUCAUAUCAUAGAUGAUCAAAUAUAAGGCCUAUUGGUGACUGUAGUGUUAGUUCACAAGGAAUUGGAUAGUUUUAGGUGAUGUUUUCAUUAGGCUCUACCUGGCAAACUAAUCAAAAUACUCAUCAGUUAAUCUCUGCACUUAUUUCCUUGUUUACUGCUGAAAAUACACAGCAGAAUUAUUUCUUACUCUCCUUUGUUAUAGACUCCCUGAAGACCAUCAUUGUUUUAACAAUUCCUUGAGAUUAUUUAGAUCACUGCUUAUUUUACAAAUAUAAAAAUGUUUUCAAAAUAUAAAAUAUUCUUCAAAAUAUAAAAACUUGGGUCUGAUCAGAUCAAAGGGAAUCUAAUUCAAUGUAUUCUUCACUAUAGAAAUCUUCUCUGCUUCAAUAAUAGAUUGAAUCUGUCGUCUAUUUGAACACUUCAGUGAUUAGAAACCCAUUUUGUUUCACAUCACUCUUUUCUCACACUUGUAUUACAAGCAAACUGAAUUAUUAACUGUCAGUCUCUUUCAAGGUUCAGCCCAUAUGCCAUCUUAUCUGGGAAUUCUCUCUCUUGCCAAUUUCCAAUAUUACUGAUGAUUUUCUCCCUUCUCAAAUUAUUUUUCUUUUAUUUAUAUUUUAUCCUUUUAGUAGAAAAUAAUCCUUAAUCUUCUCAAGUUCUUUUUCCUUUUUCUUUGUAUUUCUAGUUAGAUAUUGAAUUGUAUUUGGAAACAUUACUGACUAUUACUUAGUGUGAAAUACUUCUAAAGAUGGCUGAUUUCAUUAAUUUUAUGUUACUACAUACCUUCACUUUCAGAGAAUUAAAUUCUCUGAUCUUAUUCCCACUUUGUGGAGAUGUACAGAAUAUUGAGAAUGCAUAUUUGGAUCUCUAUGAAUUUGUUGUACUCCAGUGGAACUGAGACCAAAAGGUCUAAGAAAAAUCUGCAAAAAAUAUGGACCUUCUUACUAUUUUACAUCACUAUCAAAUGCUUUUUUAUCCACCAACAAAAACACAGUGGAAUCUUGUGUUCUCUACAUCUUUAAUCCAUUGUGAAUUAGAAUGUAUAGUUCAUUAUGAAAUGUUGCUUUUGAAAGCUGAUACCUGGUUUCCAGUAUUUUCUUCAGAGAGAUUUGUCCCAGUUACAUAGGCCCAGGGUUUUAAUGCCAUUAUGUUAACAGUGUUGCUUACAAUUUUGCUUAGUCCAGAAGGCAGAGUAAGGAAUCAGUGGAUAGAAGUGUCAGAGCGUCAAGUUUAAGAUAUUUAAGUUAAGAAUAUCUUCCUAAUAAUCAGUUAUGCAAAAGUGGAAUGAGUUGCCUUAGAAGGUAAGAGUUCUUUAGGUGACAUGGAUGUCAAUGGUUUCCAUGUAGGUAGGAGAAAUGCUGCCACAAGUUCAGGUAUUUAACUUGGAGGGGUCAGUAGAAUUCAUGCAGAUUCAUGCCAACCCUCAAGAGGAUCUAGAAUCCACUCUGGUAGAAAAUCCCACCCUGGACCUGGAACAGGAGCAUCUGGUGCAUUUUGGGCUGCUGCAGUUUUUCACAGAUCACUGCCCACAUCUUCAGAUAGAGGCCCUGAAGAUCAUGUCCUUUGUGCAGAGGGCCUUCAAUGUGGACGUUUAUGAGUAAAUAACUUUACUGGAAGGCCAUCAGAGAGCUAUAGAAUGUUCCUGAUGUUGGAGUGAACCCUCCCUCCCCCCUCGGUAUGACUUGAGUGGAAACAGAAAAAAGGCAGUGCUAAAACUGGAGAACUACAAAGGGAACUCCAUCAAGGAGAGCAUCAGACAGGGGCAUGAUGACGUCAUUGACUGUAAUGAUUUCAGCAAUUCCCUCAAAUGUAACUCUUGGCCUUGGGAUUAUUGCGCCAGCACUAAACAUGUCAUCCAUAUGUAACUCAGCAUAAUCAAGAUGAGUGUGUACCUGUAAAAUUGGUCUUGAGCUAUGUCAGAAAAGCUGAGUUCUCCUGAGAUUUCUGAACAGUUAGGGGAAAGGAACAGCCAGACACAAGCUUCUUACCAAUUUGUUAUUUGUUAUUUGUUUGGUUAAGUGUAAGUGGUUGUUCCGAUCUGUAUCUGUGCUUGUGCAAGGAGAAUAUGUUCAGGUUACUCAUAUUAGCAUUAUAUCUUCUAAAUAUUUAUAGAAUUGUCCAAUAUAGGGUUAGGGAUUUUGAUUAAUUGUUGGUAUUAAAUAUUAGGUAAGUUUGAGCUUUAACGCUUUCUUAAUUGAUGGCUGCUCUUAGACCUACAAUGUUUUGUGUGUAUUUCAUUAUCCUCUAGGAAAGUUUGUCUACAUAUCAAAAGAGUUGUCCCUCUUUUGAGUAACAUUUAAAUUUAAAUAGU
Sarcophilus harrisii (Tasmanian devil) is the source of this 3184-nucleotide messenger RNA. It is a transcript of the gene GPS1, whose product is annotated as G protein pathway suppressor 1. The record is from RefSeq and is a predicted model, not a curated record. NCBI's taxonomy places the organism in Eukaryota, Metazoa, Chordata, Mammalia, Dasyuromorphia, Dasyuridae. Gene Ontology annotation, cellular component: COP9 signalosome.